AUGGAGUCGAAACGGUUGUGGAUGGUUGUUCUGAUAGCGUUCUUUUUAGGAGGGUGGUGUGAUGGGUGCUGGGAGCAAGAAAAAACUGCUCUCUUGCAACUUAACCCUUUCUUUGGUCAAAUUUGGGGGGUGGAAACACAGAGUUCUAAUUGUUGUGAAUGGGAUAGGGUUGAGUGCAACAAUUCCACUGGACGAGUGAUGCGACUUUUCCUUAAUCAUACAUUCACAGAAGAAGUCUGGCAUGAUUUAUCUUAUGGUUAUUACGAUGUUACUGGGAGCCAUGAUUGGUAUCUAAACGCCUCUUUGUUUCUUCCUUUUGAGGAAUUAAACAGUCUUUAUUUAAGUGAAAAUUCCAUCGCUGGUUGUGUUUAUAACGAAGAAUUAAAUGGUUUGAGCAAUUUAGAGGAGCUGUACAUGGGGAAUAACGAAGUGAACGACUUUAUUACAUCCAAAGACAAUGAAACAGAACUAAGGUUAAUAAACCUGGAAGUACUUGACUUGAGUGAGAAUCUCUUCAACAAUAGCAUAUUAUCAUCCCUUGGUAGGCUUUCAAAUCUAAAGUCUUUGCUUUUAGAAGACAACAAUUUGGAAGGAUCAAUAGAUCUUACAGUUUUAAAUGCUUUGAGUAACUUGAAGGAACUGUUUAUAAACUGCAGACCCACCGAAGGUUUAAGAAAUAAGGCUUGUAGCCUUUUAUCAAAAUCACCGGGCGUGUUCCUACCGUCUUUGAAGACUCUAUUUUUGGCAGGAUUUGGUUUUAACGGAACAAUGACUACCCAAAAAUUGCAUAAUUUUAGAAACUUGGAAGAGUUGAUCUUGCAAGAUUCUUUUCUCCAAACCAACUUUCUGCGAAACUUUGGAGAACUUACUUCCCUAAAGCGUUUGCGAUUGUAUUUUUGUGAGAUCAAUGAUAGUGGAAGCCUAACUCCUCCUCAAGGAUUCUGUGAAUUGACAAAUCUCCAAGAGUUGGACAUCAGCAACAAUAAUCUAAAGGGUUAUUUGCCCGAGUGCUUCUCCAAUCUCACAUCUCUUGAAAGAUUAGAUCUAUCUUACAAUCAGUUUUAUGGAAAUAUAUCUGCCCUAGAUAGUCUAACAAAUCUCCAAGAGUUGGACAUCAGCAACAAUAAUCUAAAGGGUUAUUUGCCCGAGUGCUUCUCCAAUCUCACAUCUCUUGAAAGAUUAGAUCUAUCUUACAAUCAGUUUUAUGGAAAUAUAUCUGCCCUAGAUAGUCUAACAUCCCUUGAAAGUUUAUUUCUCUCUUCUAAUCAAAUUUCUGGAAAUAUAUAUGCCUUCAAGAAUCUAACAUCCCUGAAAAGUUUAGAUUUAUCUUCCAAUCAAUUUUUUGGAAAUAUAUCUGCCUUUGAUAGUCUAACAUCCCUCCAAAUGUUGGAUAUCGCAAACAAUUACUUUGAGAUCCCAAGCUCAUUAGGACCCUUCUUCAACCUUUCGAAGCUCAAGUACUUCUAUGCGGACAACAAUACCAUAUAUGCUGAAACCGAGAUGCAUUGUUUGCCCCCAACAUUCCAACUGAAAGAGAUUCGCAUGGCUUCUUGUCGAAAUGGCGGAUCAUUUCCUCAAUUCCUCUAUCAUCAGCAAGAGUUACAGAUUGUUGAUCUCUCUAACGUCUAUUUCAAGGGAGAUCAGUUCCCAAAUUGGUUGUUGAAAAACAACACAAAACUAGCUAGGCUAUUCCUCGCCAAUAGCUCUCUAUCGGGACCUUUUCAGCUACCACUCCCUUCAUAUUUGGGUUUAUCAUAUUUAGAUAUCUCCAACAAUUUCUUCAAUGGCAGCAUUCCAGUAGAAAUUGGAGCGCAACUACCAUCGUUGAGAUUUCUGAACAUGUCAAAAAAAUCAUUUUGA
Messenger RNA from Durio zibethinus, 1860 nucleotides. The record is from RefSeq and is a predicted model, not a curated record. NCBI's taxonomy places the organism in Eukaryota, Viridiplantae, Streptophyta, Magnoliopsida, Malvales, Malvaceae.